This is a messenger RNA of Stomoxys calcitrans (stable fly), 517 nucleotides long. Its product is annotated as alpha-tocopherol transfer protein-like. Gene Ontology annotation, cellular component: membrane. The record is from RefSeq and is a predicted model, not a curated record. Bases 2 to 517 code for a protein of 171 amino acids. Gene Ontology annotation, molecular function: phosphatidylinositol bisphosphate binding. NCBI's taxonomy places the organism in Eukaryota, Metazoa, Arthropoda, Insecta, Diptera, Muscidae. The transcript is spliced from 2 exons.
GAUGGCAUCACUCGUACCUCUUAGUGCCGAAUUACAAACAGUUGCCAAUGAGGAAUUGGGCGAAGUACCCUCGAGAAUAUCGGAAGAUUUGGAAGCUCUGCGACAAUGGCUACGACUACAACCUCAUUUAGAGGCACGUUAUGAUGAUCAAUUCCUAGUGCAGUUUCUUCGGGGCUGCAAAUACAGUUUGGAAAGAGCUAAAGAAAAAAUUGAUGUGUAUUUUUCGUUGAAAUCCAAAUAUCCUGAAAUGAUGAAUCUAACGAAUGUUGAUGAUCCAAAGUUUCGGGAUAUAUAUCGACUGGGAUGUUGCCUAAUGCUACCCAAACCCCUUAACGGAACUGGUGCCAGAAUUGUGGUCUUUCGUUUUGAUUAUCCCGUCAGUAAAUACAAUAUCGGUGAAAUUCUGCAAGCGACAUUAGCCAUGCAUGAAUUACUAAUCGUGAAUGAUCCCUAUGCAUGUAUUAAUGGUUUGAUCUACCUCAUGGACUAUGUCGCAAUUGUAAUUCAAUUUGGUUGA